AUGCUUCUGAGUUUCUCGAGCUCGAUACGAUGCAAGAUUGCCGAGAGUUCAACGGUGGAAAGCGAGGUGUCGUCGGUGUCGAUAUCAGCAGCGAUGGGGUCAGGCGAGACCAACGAGAUGCGCAAAAAUCGUCAGAAGCCCGAGUCCAAGAUGCGAAUGCGGCGGAAAGGCGAUUCUCAACUUGCGGCUCUCACCGUGUAUGCGAGGCUGGCUGGCGCUCACGUGAUCCGUGCAAGCACGAGUGAGAGUAUGGUUCCUGACAUGCUUGGGCGUUGGAUGGCCGACGUGUUUGUGCAACACGGCGAGCAUUGGAACACGCUGAUCGCGCUCGAGAAACGGCUGUUCCACACGAUCCGCACCAAGCUUGGCUUGCAAGAGCUGGUGGUUAGGAAGCUCGUCCAUGCUUUGUCCAGCUGUGUGCUUGUCUAG
Molecule: messenger RNA, 429 nt
Organism: Mycosarcoma maydis (corn smut)
Lineage: Eukaryota; Fungi; Basidiomycota; Ustilaginomycetes; Ustilaginales
Exons: 1
Coding region: 1-429 (142 amino acids)
Source: RefSeq, a predicted model, not a curated record